This is a messenger RNA of Corythoichthys intestinalis (scribbled pipefish), 1982 nucleotides long. RefSeq names its product nocturnin b (gene noctb). Gene Ontology annotation, biological process: circadian rhythm. The transcript has 5 exons. Bases 270 to 1457 code for a protein of 395 amino acids. Gene Ontology annotation, molecular function: poly(A)-specific ribonuclease activity. The record is from RefSeq and is a predicted model, not a curated record. Lineage: Eukaryota; Metazoa; Chordata; Actinopteri; Syngnathiformes; Syngnathidae.
UGGGCCAUUGUGUGUGUGUGUGUCAGGGUGUAGUGAGUGAGAAGCAUUGUGCUUACUCACUGUCUAACCAGCACAUGACCUUCAUACUCUUCGAGGGCCGGAUGACGUCUCCGCUUCCUAAUCUGUCUCCCGCCCCCGAGGCUUUAUAGGCUGCAGUAAGCUCAGCUAAAACAGAUCUCUGCUUACACUGACAGACGUCACAUCGGUCUCAACACUUUCAUCUUCAGCUCCUGAUAACGCAGUGAUUAGAACAUAAAGUGGACAUAGAGAUGGAAACAAUGAGUUAUCCAAUGGGUGGAGGUGCCACCAGGCUGUACAGCACCUUGGCUCACACCCUUAGCAGUAGCGGUGGCAGCAGUCAUCGUGUUCCCCUCCCUCUGGCUCACUUGGAACGCUACCAGCCAGCAGACACAAACCUGGAUCCUGAUUUGUGCCAGGGGCAAAAGGGCUCCUCAUUGAGUCCCCUCGAUCCGGCUGAGGUUCUGCGGCAGUGCAAGGAGGCCCUCAGUGACCGUCCGCCGCGCUUCCGCAGGACAUUCAUUCAGCCCUCCGACAGCAACGCCGGCACCAUUCGCGUGAUGCAGUGGAACAUUCUGGCCCAAGCUCUGGGCGAAGGACUCGACAGUUUUGUGCAGUGUCCUCCGGAGGCUCUCAACUGGUCCCGAAGGAAGUACCUCAUCUUAGACGAGAUCCUCACCUACCGACCUCACGUCCUGUGCCUGCAGGAAGUGGACCACUACUUCGACACCCUGCAGCCGGUUCUGGUCCGUUUGGGUUACAGCAGCCGAUUCUGCCCUAAACCCUGGUCGCCGUGUCUGGAUGUGGAGGGCAACAAUGGCCCCGACGGCUGCGCGCUCUUCUUUGAUGAGUCACGUUUUGAGCUUUUGGAUUGCGUCAGCUUACAGCUCUCUGCAAUGACGAUACCAACAAAUCAGGUUGCCCUGGUGAUGAUCCUACGUUGUCGAAUCACAAUGAGGCAUGUGUGUGUAGCCGUGACCCACCUGAAGGCCCGGUCCGGCUGGGAAUGGCUCCGCAGUGCCCAGGGGUCGGAUCUUCUUCGUCAAAUCCAAAAUGUGGUCCAGACACACACGGUCAGAACAUCAGCUGGCUCAAGUGUCCCGAUCCCUCUGAUCAUCUGCGGUGAUUUCAACGCGAUCCCGACAGAGGAGGUGUACUGUCGUUUUGUCACAUCUCCUCUGGGUUUGGACUCGGCUUACAAAAAACUCAGCCAAGAUUGUUCGACGGAACCUGAGUUCACGACGUGGAAGAUUCGCCCUACGGGGGAAUGCUGUACCACUCUGGACUACAUUUGGUACAGUCAGGACACGCUGAGGGUGGACGCCGUCUUGGACAUGCCGUCGGAGGAAGAGAUCGGUCCGAAUAGGCUCCCGUCUUUCAGCUAUCCUUCAGACCACCUCUCGCUGGUUUGUGACUUCAGCUUUAAGGAGGAUGAGUGACAGAGAAAGAUGCAUUGUAAGACAAAGUAGUUGGACUGUGAACCUGUGAAAAAACGAGGAAAGAAACCAAAUGUCAGGAAUGAACUGAACAUUGUCUACUUCCUAAACUUGAACACAGUGUUAAGAUGUUUCCUACAGUCGGUAGGUGGUAGGAAUACAUUUGAAGAGGGAGGGGAGGACCAUCCCAGUUCAAAGGGUUGGAUGUCUAUCGACAUCAAUGCCAGUCAAGGUGUUAACAUCAAGUCUGCUCAGAUGGACAAACGUGUGCAAUCCAUGAUAUGUAAUCCUGACAAAAUUUGACUGAAAAAGUAACAUGCUGCUAAUUUUUUUUUUUUUUAAUCUCUAAAGUGUAUUAUAAAAUACUGUAUUUUUUUGUACCGUUGUUUCCUUUAUUACUUGCAGCAAGUCCAUUUACUGUUCCAAUGAUAUCAGAUCCUCCUAAUUUAGAGGAAACGUAUAUGCUUAUAUGACAUAAAGACAUAACUGUUAAUGUUGCAUAAAAACAAAAAUAAAAUGUCAAAAAUG